AUGGCAAUGGCUGAGCCAUCAAUCUUUCACAAUUUGGAAAUAGACGAUGGCCGAGAUCCCUCAGUCCAAGAAUUCAUCGAGAAUACCCUCGCAGCCCUCAUCAAUGAACUCUCACGGUCCCCGGCAGAGGCAAACAUCUCCAUCACCCUCAAGCGCAGAGCCAGCCCAAUUGCUUGCAUCAUCAACCCAACCAACGGAGCUUUGGAAGCGAGCACGAGAGUUGAUACGUACAGAAAAUACUCUUGGCCUGGAAAAACGGCACACGAGGCGUGGAAAUUUACAGCAAAAGGACUGGUGGCGGGAGAAUUUCGGUUGAUCCGUGACUCCCAUGUUUUGAUCGAUGCGCAGUCUGUCACCGGGGACAGUUUGAUUCCUCGCACGGAGGACGGAGACGAGAUUGACAUUUCACGGAUUCGCUGGGUAUUGGUCAUCGAAAAAGAGGCAGUCUUCCACCGGCUCGCGCGAAUAAGCUACCAAACCAGAGCACUAGCCGGGGAAGGGAUUAUGGUCACGGGCAAAGGAUACCCCGAUUUCAUGACACGAACGUUCCUGCGCGCAAUGUCCGACUCCGUAUCCAACCAAAGCAGACGUCCGCCCCGUUUCUAUGCCCUCACCGAUGGUGAUCCCCAUGGUAUGGCCAUCAUGUCGACGUACAAGUACGGCUCGGCGGCACACUUACACCAAAAUGCUCGCCUCAGUAUACCGAGGCUGCAAUGGCUGGGUCUUCGAGUAACAGAUAUCAUAGCAGUGCCGGAGGUACUUGGUGACACGGCUCUUCUUUCGUUGACAAAGCGAGACCGCAAGAAGAUUAUGGCUAUGCUUCGGAACAGCCCUGUCUGGGCGAGCGAUGGACCGGAGCCUGAAUGGCGUGCUGAAUUGCAGCGCAUGCUGGUUUUGAAUCUGAAGGCGGAGAUUGAGAUCUUGUAUGGGUGCCAAGGGGGGUUGGAAGGGUGGAUUAAUCGGAGGAUGUUUCGGCAGGAGUAA
Messenger RNA from Penicillium egyptiacum, 984 nucleotides. NCBI's taxonomy places the organism in Eukaryota, Fungi, Ascomycota, Eurotiomycetes, Eurotiales, Aspergillaceae. The record is from the annotation of a GenBank genome assembly.